Messenger RNA from Pieris napi, 1240 nucleotides. It is a transcript of the gene Snap29, whose product is annotated as synaptosomal-associated protein 29. Gene Ontology annotation, biological process: exocytosis; synaptic vesicle priming; synaptic vesicle fusion to presynaptic active zone membrane. The record is from RefSeq and is a predicted model, not a curated record. The transcript has a single exon. Lineage: Eukaryota; Metazoa; Arthropoda; Insecta; Lepidoptera; Pieridae. The coding region runs from base 257 to 1057 and encodes 266 amino acids. Gene Ontology annotation, cellular component: SNARE complex; plasma membrane. Gene Ontology annotation, molecular function: SNAP receptor activity; syntaxin binding.
GUGAUUUGUACAUUGUAGUCGUACUUAGGACUUACCUUACUACUUUAUACGGUUCCAAUUUCUAAAAUUUUAAUUGUUUUUUACUGGAAAACUAUAUUUUAUCAGUUUCCGUUGUUUAAUAAUAUUCUAAGUCCGCCAUUGAAUAUUUUUGUGUAGUAUUGUGCUAAAAAAGAUUUAUUAAGUAUCUAUGUCAUAAAUAAUUGCAUAAACAAAGACUGUAGUAUUUUCUAGAUAGACUUUUCAGUGUGUUUUUACCAUGUCGGGACAUAAGUAUAUAAGUAAUACUAGUAAUCUCUUUGAAGAUGAAGAUGUGGAUGAUGACACCUUUGUUAAUAGUUUCGCAUCAAGAAGGCCGCCCCCUAAACCUCAGAGUCAAACGUCAUCAUACAUCGCAGACUUGGAGAGACAAAGACAAACAAUGUUACUGAAACAAAAGGAAAUCGAACAGCGUACUCUUGAUUCUUCUUCUAGGAGCAUCGGUUUACUUCGCGAAUCGGAGCAAGUCGGAAUUGCAACUGCCGAAGAACUCGCCCGUCAACGUGAACAACUACAAAAUACAAGCAGAAGGUUGGAUGAAAUCAACACUAACUUGACUUACAGCCAGAAACACCUCAAUGGUAUCAAAUCUGUGUUUUAUGGAUUUAAAAAUUACCUCUCAGGUAAAUCUGAUCAAACUCCACCUAAAAGUUUAGCGUCUACAAGUUCUAGUAUAAACCCAAGUCCCAGUAGUAAGUUAGGAGAAACACUUGAUGGUAUUGGUGGUUCUUCGCCAGAUGAGCGAUUUAGUAGUCACCCAACUACACGUCUGAGAGGAUUAAACCAGGAACAAACUACAUUAGAACCAAUGUCUGAUACUCAACGUGUAAAUAAAAUGUUAGAUGACAAUUUGGAUGAAAUGGUUCAUCAUAUUUCUAGAUUAAAAGGCUUGGGAAUGGCUCUUGGUGAUGAAAUUGAAACUCAAAACCAUUUAAUAGAUGAGAUUACAGAUAAAGCUGAUACAGCUGACAUAAAAAUUGGUCAUCAAAAUAAACAAAUGAACAAGUUAUUGGGAAAGUAAUAUAACUUCAUUCCAAUAUCAUAAUAAUAUAUAAAUGAGCAAGUCAAAAGAAAUAAGACUGCUCUUAAUAUCAUGUAAAUCCUUACAUUUCUUAUUCAGUUAAAUUUGAUUAGAUAGAAAACUUUUAAUGUCAAUGUAUAAAUAGCAAAACAUAGCCUUAGUGUGAUUUCAUACUUUUUACUU